Penicillium cosmopolitanum is the source of this 3138-nucleotide messenger RNA. RefSeq lists its product as uncharacterized. The record is from RefSeq and is a predicted model, not a curated record. NCBI's taxonomy places the organism in Eukaryota, Fungi, Ascomycota, Eurotiomycetes, Eurotiales, Aspergillaceae. Gene Ontology annotation, biological process: RNA 3'-end processing. Bases 1 to 3138 code for a protein of 1045 amino acids. Gene Ontology annotation, molecular function: nucleotidyltransferase activity. The transcript has 5 exons.
AUGGUCCCCUUCAUCGAUGGGAAUGCAAACGGUUCCCUGCACAGUGGUGACAUCCCACCGAUAGCGUCGGAGCAGCCUCCCACCAUGGCCUGGAUGCCGCAGUCCGACGCGACCGACCUUCCACAUCGCCCUCCAUUGACUUCGCAGCAAUCGAAUUCCCUUCCCUCCACCCCAUACCAACAUGCGCGCAAUCUCUCCUUCCACUCUCGAUCGCCCUCACCCGCUCGCGGGAGCACUUCUCCUCGAUCGACCCAUUCCGAAUCAAUACAUUUGCCCCCUUCCGCUCGAAAACCGCUUGGAGGUUGUAAAUAUGAAACCGCCAUGGCUUAUUUCCGAAGACGAAUACCCUAUAGUCUUGGUGCGGAUCCCUUACCGGAGGAGAAGGAAGGCUUGAAGGAAAAGCUGGGCCUGGAGGAAGAAAAGAAAAUGACGGCGGACAUCAUGGACUUAUAUGAUCGUUUGUUACCAUCUGCGGAGAGCGAUGAUCGACGGCAUCAGCUCGUUCGCAAAUUGGAGAAGCUGUUCAAUGAUCAGUGGCCCGGUCAUGAAAUCAAGGCCAACGUCUUUGGCUCGUCGGGGAACAAACUCUGCUCCAGUGAUUCGGAUGUGGAUAUUUGUAUUACGACAAACUUCAAGGAUCUGGAGCAUGUGUGUCUUCUGGCGAAGGUUUUGGCAGAACACGGGAUGGAACGAGUUGUCUGCGUUUCACAUGCAAAGGUUCCUAUCGUGAAGAUCUGGGAUCCCGAGUUGAAACUGGCUUGCGACAUGAACGUGAAUAAUACUCUAGCGUUGGAAAACACUCGGAUGAUUCGCACCUAUGUCGAUGUCGAUGAACGGGUACGACCGUUGGCAAUACGAGAAAUCCCCCCCAUUCUUCCUAGCCUCCAGGCUCGGCCGCACGAGAAAAAGGCAACCCCCGAGGGUUUGGUAUAUUCGUUUGACGAUAAUCUCAAGUCAUUAUUGGAUUUUGGUCAGAAGAACAAGCAAUCUGUCGGUGAACUUUUCUUUGAGUUCUUUCGAUACUACGGCCACGAACUCAACUACGAGGAGACCGUCAUCUCUGUGCGCGAGGGCAAAUUGGUAUCUAAAGAAGGCAAGGGCUGGCACCUGAUGGUGAAUAAUCGACUUUGUGUAGAGGAACCAUUCAACACAUCGAGAAAUCUGGGAAAUACUGCCGACGACACUUCGUUCCGAGGAUUGCAUAUGGAAUUGCGACGAGCAUUCAAGUGUGCUUCUGUAGGAGACCUGGCUGAUUGCUGUGCGCAAUUCGAGUACCCACUCGAGGAGGAACGGACUUGGGAGCGACCACCCCCACAACCACGUCCUAUCAUCACACCUUCAUUACCCAAUCGCGGAGGCCGGGGUGGUGGUCGUGGUGGGCGGUAUAACAAUCAAACCCCCCCGAGUGCCACGAACGCAUCCGAAUUGUCCCUGCAAGCGCAGCAGCAGGCACAGUAUAUGCUUCAUGAUCAGCUCUACCAGCAGAUUCAACUUCUCCAAGCUCAAGAACAAGAGUUGAGGAUGCAGUUGCAAAACCAAGCCCUCAUCACCGGUCGUCCUCCGCCAUACUUUCUUCGCCAGCCUUUCCUCCAAUUCCCAAUGCCCCAACAACAGGAGUACUCGAACGAGGAGAACUCUCGCUCAAGGUCAGGCACUGUAAACCAGCCGCCACUCACCCCGUCCCAGCGGCAAACACCCCUUCUGAACCCUACCUAUGCCUCUGUCAGCGCCUCUGGCACGCAAGCUAGCGCGACAAACCCUCCUUCUCCAUCUGCCACCAACACACUUCCCGACCUCCGUCGAAAUUCUCGGCAGUCAUCCGUUGUAAAUGGUUCACCCAAAGCAUCGCUAAGGGCCCAGUCACAGCCCGCACGACCCCAAAAUUCACCCUCGUUUCCGACUUUCACGCCCCUGUAUACUAUUCCACAGCCUCUUGACACGUCUUACGCCUCUAAGCAACACCCAAUUCCCGAAUCCUUGGAAGGUGGAGAUGGUAGCGGAGACGAGGUCAAUAUGCCGUCAAACAGCCUCCCCAGCAAUGGCUCUCGCUCCGAUUCCGUCGACGAGAACCGCUCACAGGACCUGCUAGGUUAUUACAUUACCCCUCAGCAGCUGCAAUUAUACCAGCAGAACAAUAUGUUACCCACAUUGGCUUCUCACGUGGGAAUGCUGCAGAAUGGUUAUUCGUCUUUCCUCCCUGUGCAACAAGAAUACCGAUCCUCCGGGGGAGUCUUUUCGUCCGAAGGCUCGAGUUCACGGUCCGAUCAGACCCCGACGCCUGCCCCAAAGGCUUCAACGUCACAACCGCCGCAGCGCUCAGCAUCCACGCGCCCCGCUGACCGUGGAGGACCACUCAUCGUGGAUGGCUCGGUUCGACCCAAUGAACCUCGUCCGGCGUAUGGAUCCGACUUCAUUGAUUCGUACACUGUGGGUACCGCUUAUACUUCGACUUCCGAGGACCACAACAUCAACACCCCUGCCAGCUAUUCCGAUUCCUUAUCUCAGGAUUUCCAAGAGCCCGUCCCCUUUGAAAUGGAACAAACGCCUGUGUUCACGCAGUCACCAUUCGAAGCACAAAAACAGAGCAAUGGAAUUACGGAAACUCAGCAGGAAAAGGCAAAUGGCCAACCUGAGCUGCUCGCCAGUCGACUGCAGAAUUACCAUUUAUCAAACGCUGAGAAGCUCGCUCAGUCCCAUUCGGCGAACAAGACGAAUAAAAACGGCUCUUCGCACCAUGGCACUGGCAAGGACACAAGCCCGACGAAGAGUCACAAUUCUGGGGGUGAUAAAUUUACCUCUUCUGCAGGUGUCAACGAAGGUCGACAAACGCACCCAACCUCGAAGCGCCGGACGAAUGGGGUGGAUGCCUCGGAGAAGACAAAUGGGAUGAGCCACAGCCACAAAUCCAAAUCCAAGGGCCGACAGGAUACUUCCACCACAAGCGGAGACGCAAAGGAGAACCCAUCCAAAAAGUCCGGCGUGGCGACAAACGGGGCUACCGACCAUGGCCAUGGUGGCUGGCAAACCACCAAGAAAAAGCACCGUCGCAACGCGAAGUCAUCUGCUGAACCACGCAAUGGAAUUAACGGUGGCCCCGAACCUCUUCCCGCAGAUGAGUCGAUGCGCAAAGGCGGGUGA